GAACAUUUUUAAGUGGUCACCAGUACUGCAGUGUUUGAUUGUUUUUGACAAUCCGUUUCUACACGUAUUUAAACGAUACAAAUUCGUCCAAGACAUCGUCCUACGAUCUUGAUUUUACAAUGGUUAACAUUGUUUUUUCGUUAGGAACGUUGCUCUUGUUUGGCAUUUGUUUAACAAACGCACAAAAUCCUAGUAUUUUAGUGCAACCGGCUGGUUAUUCGUCCAACAUUUUAUCUAUAAAUAUCAAUACUAAAAAAUGUAUGCAUACCGUCAGCGAUCGUUUCUUAAGUAUCGCACUCGAACCGUCAACUAUAUUUUCAGCAUUGAAAAAUAAUCUUGGACCAGCUACCAUUAACAUGGCUAAAGGCUUAAAUCCAGCGUACAUUAGGAUAUCUGGUCCGGAAUGCAAUAACUUUAAGUUUCAAGGAGGCGAAGACAUUUCGAAAUUGUCAACAGCCAAUCCCGUAAGACAAGGGAGAAAUAACAUAACGAUUACUGGUUGGCAUUGGUCACAAUUAAACGAAUUUAUAGCCAAAACUGGAUUGGAUUUAAUUGUCGGCUUAAACGUUAUGAAUAGAAAACACGGGUCAUGGGAUCUCAGUAACACCUUAGAUCUAAUAUCAUAUUCGGAUAAAUAUGGCUAUAAUAUGGCGUUCCAAAUUGGCAACGAUAUUCAAACAAUUGGACAGCGUAUUGAUGGCUUGUCACUUGGUAGGGAUGCAAACAGAUUACGUAAAGUACUUGAAGCAUUCCCUAGGUACCUAAAUUCGCCAAUUACGGGUCCUGAUAUUAGAUCGUGUGAAACUUUAGAAGAAGCUAAGUAUUUGAAGAAUUUUAUCAUAGAAUCUGGUCCUUCACUUUCUGCAUUAUCAUACCAAGUACCAUUUUCAAGUGAGAAAAACGUUGAAAAUCCCACCGAAAUAUUCAGUUACAUACAAAAUCAAAUGGAAGCUCGGGUGUGGCAAAAAGAUUUGACGAAUAAAUAUUUAGGGAAAAUAGCCGCAAAAAAACCCUUAUGGAUUGUAGAAUCGGGAAACAAAGAUAGAAGAGGAGAUUUCAAUGAUGGAUUAGUUUGGGCACAAAGAUUAUGUGCAGGUGCUCGAGUUGGAAUAAAUACUAUUAUGAGAAAACCAUCGUUAUCAUCGCUAAGUGAACCAACUCCGGAUUAUUGGGUAUCAGUUCUUCACAAAGCUUUGGUCGGAUCUGAAGUUUUAGACACAAAAAUUUCGUCUGGAAACAAAACGCGUUUAGAAACAGUUUCUCACUGUACAAAAAUGUCACCAUACGAUCCUAAUGAAGGAAUAUUAGCUCCUGAAUAUCGAUAUAAUAGGGGUGCAGUUGUAGUUUUUGGUGUAAACAUGGGAUCAGAACCCAUAAAAAUAUCAUUAAAAACAGGACAAAUGCAAAGUUUACCAUUACACCAAUAUUUCUUGACUGCCAACAACAGGCAAACCAAAACAGCUUUGAAAGCUUCGUCUACUAUGCUUAAUGGACAAAAAUUGAUUUUAUCUCCUGAUGGCGAUCUUCCAAUUAUAUCACCGAAAGUUCGAACAUCCAACCAAUUGAUAACUAUACCUAGUCAAUGCGUAUUCUUUCUAGUAUUACCGGAUAUUAAAUCAAAGGCGUGUAUGGCGGUUCAGAUUGAAGAAUCUAAAGAGUCUUAUAAAAAUGGUGUCAAGAUCUUAGAUCUAGAGGAGUUUGACGAAACCGAUUACAGUGCACCAAUAUUAGAUCAAGAAGACGAAGUGGUAUCAAAUGAAAAACAAAUGUAUGUGGCAUUCCGACCUAAAUAUAUUAAAACCAAUGAUGAAUCUAUAGUUGAUAGAGAAGUUAAUAAUAUUCAAAGUUCUCAACAAAACAAUGAGGACUCACCUAACAUUGAAAGCUUGCAUCAAUCUGAACCACUGGUAAAAUAUGUCACAUUUUCUAACAAUAAUUGGCUUUCGAAAUUCCCAAAGACAUUAAAUAAUCGAGAAUAUUCUGACGAGCCACCAACAUUUCCUCCAACUGAAACUUCUACCGUGGAAACACAAACAGAGUUAGCAAGUCUACCACUUCCUAAAAGCAGAAGAGAAAAAUAUCACAUUCUUGCCCAAGCAGUUGCUGGGAGGAGACACGCAGAAAAAAACAUUCGAUAUGAUUUAUACUCUAAUUUAGAUUCUGCUAUAUCAUCUCUUAAACCUUCUCAAAAAUUAAAAUUAAUAAAAAGGUCAAUUGAUGACACAGAUUAUAAUUCAAAAGAAUUAGAUGCAAUUAUUAAAGAAUUUACAAACCAAGAAAUUCUUCCAUUAGAUUCAAUUUCAAAAACUGAUCAGUCGUCUUCUGAAAUAACUUUUAAACCUGAUGAUGAUCGUUUUAAAACACGUGAUCGUAUUAAAAAAGAAUAUAAAAUAAUUAACACUGAAAUUCCUGAURUGCAACAAUCGGAACUUACUUCACAAACACUACCAACAACUAUGAUCACUUCAACUCCUUCAACGUCAAUUUCAGUUGUAAAUAAAAUACAUGCAAAACACGAUAGUCAUGUUCAAAAAAUUAAAACUAGGGCGGAACAAGCUUUAGCCAAAGUAAAUGAGAAAACUUCUCAAAAAAUCAAAGGUAGAAAACAGCAAGAUAAACUCAAAGAAGAAGUAAAAGAUUCUACAGUACAACAAUCAAUAACUGAAAAUUCAAUGAUGGCAAGUAAACAAUCAAUUAUCACUAAUACAGAAUUGCCAAAUAUCGAAAACUUAAAUAAUUUGGCUGAUAAUAUAAGGUAUAAUCGUCAAACAAAUAGUACAACUACUAAAAUAGCAAGACCUCGAAUUAAUCUGAAAUCAAAAAAAUAUAUCAACCUUUUAGACGUGGAAAAUGCCAAGACUACUCCAAUAAGCCAUCUUCCAAUAACCGAAAUAACUAAUUUUGAACCCAGCGUUACAGAAAUUCCCACCAAAAAAACUACAAAGUUUAGGCGUUUUACAUAUUCACCAAAAACUUUAAAUUUAACCAAACCUAAAGUUAUUGAUGUAGUAGAAAUAAAAAAAGGAAAAUCAGUAGUAAGAGAGAGUCGUGAAACAACAGUACUUCCAAUAACAACAUUUAAAAGCAAACCAGUUCUACAUCCUUUAGGAAGAGUUAGAACUUCACCCAAUGUCGAUCUCGAUCAAAUUGUUACUAACGAAAAAGUCACUGAAAGAUUAGUUGAAAACCUUAGGGAUGGAAAAAAAAUACUGCAGUCCGAACAAAUUGUUAGCCCAAUAGAUAAGAAUGAAGAAAGUAAACUUGAAAACAAAUCGAGUUUAUCAGCCGCAGUUAAAAUUAAAGCAUUAGAAGAAAAAAUAAAAAAUCGUAGAAUGGAGAUAGAACAUAGACUUCAUCAGAAAAUUCACAAGGUCAAACGAUCCUUAAAAAACAAUAUAGUUGAAGAUGACAUAAUGGAUAUAAAUGGUACAUUUAAUUCUGAUAGAUCCAAUAAACUUGACAUAAACAGCGAGCCAGUCACAAAAGGUGAAAUUAUUAGGUAUCCCCGAUCGGUGGCUGACUUUACGGUUAAGCUAAACGAAGUGAAUACAUACAUAGACAAAAACAAGCAUACUAUUGAUCCAAAAAACAAAGAAGUCCUAGAAGACAACGAUAACUUCAUGGAUCGGAAAAAUAAAAACGAAAUGAAUAUUUUAUCAGAAGACAGUGAGUUUGACAAUUUAAACAUUAAGUUUAAACGCAAAUCUGUAUUUGAGGAUUUAGAGGAAGUAGACUAUGGUAAGACAACUAUUAAUAUGGUCAAUAAACUGUUAAGCCACAUGCAGACAUUUUGGAAAUAUUUAAAGAAAACAUUCCAAUUUUAAACAAAUGACAAAUAUAAUUUAGUUUAACAUGUUUAAUUUGUAUAAAUAUGUAUCAAUUAUAAUUAUUUUUAUACGUUUUAAUUAAUUAAUUCAACUAUUGAAUAGGAGACUUAGAUAAUACGACGAUGUUGUCGUAUUUUUUUUA
Messenger RNA from Diuraphis noxia (Russian wheat aphid), 3969 nucleotides. RefSeq lists its product as uncharacterized. The record is from RefSeq and is a predicted model, not a curated record. NCBI's taxonomy places the organism in Eukaryota, Metazoa, Arthropoda, Insecta, Hemiptera, Aphididae. Gene Ontology annotation, molecular function: hydrolase activity, acting on glycosyl bonds. Gene Ontology annotation, cellular component: extracellular matrix; membrane.